Lactuca sativa (garden lettuce) is the source of this 1026-nucleotide messenger RNA. Its product is annotated as F-actin-capping protein subunit beta. NCBI's taxonomy places the organism in Eukaryota, Viridiplantae, Streptophyta, Magnoliopsida, Asterales, Asteraceae. The record is from RefSeq and is a predicted model, not a curated record. Gene Ontology annotation, cellular component: cytoplasm; F-actin capping protein complex. Gene Ontology annotation, biological process: actin cytoskeleton organization; cell morphogenesis; barbed-end actin filament capping. Gene Ontology annotation, molecular function: actin filament binding.
AAUCUGAUUCGUUUACCCUGCCGUUGCGCAUACGAAGUUACGAACCUUCUCUUCGAUUUUGUCUGUCUCGCUCAUUCUCAACCGCAUGCUUGGAAAUGGAGGCAGCACUGGGAUUGAUGAGAAGAAUCCCUCCCAAACACACAGAAGCAGCCCUCUCCGCCCUCGUCAGCCUUUUGCCCUCCUACUCCUCCGAUCUCCUCUCUCAAGUCGAUCAGCCUCUUCAGGUGUUAUGUGAUGUGGAUAGUGCUAAAGAAUUCAUCUUGUGUGACUAUAAUAGGGAUGCUGAUUCAUACAGAUCACCAUGGUCAAAUAAAUACCAUCCUCCAUUAGAAGGGGGGCUGUAUCCAUCUCCUGAAUUGAGGACACUUGAAAUAGAAGCAAAUGAAGUCUUCAGUGUAUAUCGUGACCAGUAUUAUGAAGGUGGUACUUCAUCAGUGUACCUAUGGGAGGAUGAUGAAAAGGAAGGCUUCCUGGCUUGCUUCUUGAUAAAAAAAGAUGGAUCAAAGUAUGCACAUGGUGUGCGAGGUUACCUGAACGAGGGAGGUUGGGAUGCCAUACAUCUUAUUGAGGUUGGGCCAGAAGUGGAAGGAAUGGCUGAUUACUGUCUAACAAGCACUGUGAUGCUGUCAAUGACUACAGAUCAUGAGAAUUCUGGUACUUUUAGUUUGUCUGGAUCAAUCCGCAGACAGAUGAAGGCGGAACUGUCAGUUGCAGAUGGGCAUCUGGCUAACAUGGGAAAGCUGAUAGAAGAGAUCGAAGGAAAGUUGAGGUAUUCACUUGAUCAGGUGUAUUUUGGGAAAACAAAGGAGAUGAUAUGGACAUUGCGCCCUCCUACGGAACUGCCCAGCACAAGACUGCUUCCAUGAACUUCAAACACACACACACACAUAUAUUGAUUGACUCAUAAAUUUUGUGUUUUUGUGUCCUGUUUUUCCAUUUUUGGUUACAUUCUACUACUGUUGGAGCUUGCUAUGUAACCAUCAUCAUAUAUUUUUAAAACACAACAAAAGCUACAUUAUAAUUUCA